AUGCACCGUUCCAGCCAAGCAAGCCACAAAAAUGACAUCUCGACGCAGGCCGUUGAGAUGGUUGAACACCCCACUCGAACAAGCUCCAUGCAGCCUAUAGAGAAACAUAAACCUCCAAAGCCGGUCCUCGAUCUCCCGAAUGACGCCUACCACCUCCUCGACGAUGCCAGCAGUGAUCUUGGAAAAAGCCCUCUUUCCGAAGAAGAUGCGCCCUAUGCCCAUUUACCGCAUGACGAGAAGCAAAUCCUCAAAAGCCAGCUGGACCAGCCAAGUCCCAGUAUUUCACUCUUUGGGCUUUACAGAUUCGCGUCUCGUCGAGAUUUGAUUAUAGUGUUUAUCAGCGCCAUUUGCGCAAUCGCCGCCGGGGUCUCUCAGCCCUUAUUUAUGGUCAUAUUCGGUUCAAUGACAUCCAGCUUUUCCAAAGUCUCAGUCGAUCUCAUGAGUAAAGAUGCCUUCAUGACCGAGCUCAACCGAAAUGUCGUGUAUUAUAUCUGUCUGGGAAUCGGGGAAUUCAUCGUGGUGUAUAUCUGUAUGGUCGGCUUCAUGCAUACAGGAGAACGCAUUACGCAGAACAUUCGUGAAAAGUAUCUCGAAGCUAUUCUACGCCAGAACAUCGGCUAUUUCGAUAAGCAGGGCACGGGAGAAAUCACUACCCGCAUCACGGCUGAUACCAACCUGAUCCAGGAGGGUCUAUCUGAGAAGGUCGGCUUGACCCUAACCGCCAUUUCUACAUUCACCACUGCUUUCAUUGUCGCCUACUCCAAAUAUGCUAAGCUAGCCGGUGUCUGUACUUCAACUGUGAUUGCAAUUCUGUUGAUCAUGGGUACCGGAUCUCACUUUAUCGUCAAAUAUAGCAAACUUUCCUUAGAUUGCUACAGCGUAGGUGGAACAAUUGCCGAAGAGGUGAUUAGCUCAAUCCGCAAUGCCACUGCAUUUGGCACGCAGGAUAAACUCGCCAGGCAAUAUGAAACUCAUUUGGAGAUGGCUGAACGAUGGGGAAUGCGCCUUCAGAUGGCGGUGGGUGUCUUGAUAGCAGCAUUAUUCUCUAUGAUGUUCAUGAACUAUGGUCUAGGAUUCUGGAUGGGCUCUCGAUUUUUGGUCAAGGGUGAAGUCGAAGUCGGACAGGUUAUCACGAUUCUCAUGUGCAUCCUCAUGGGGUCCCUUAGUUUGAGCAACAUUGGACCUAAUGCCCAAGCCUUCACGAACGCUGUGGCUGCUGCAACCAAGAUAUUCGGCACCAUUGAGAGGACCUCUCCUAUUAACCCUACUUCCGAUGAAGGAAUUAUUCUUCCAGUUGUCAAGGGAGACAUCCGAUUCGAUAACGUCAAGCAUGUUUACCCCUCUCGUCCCGAUGUCACAGUCAUGCAGGGAAUGACUCUUGAGUGCCGCUCUGGUACGGUUACAGCUCUUGUUGGACCUUCUGGUUCUGGUAAGUCUACAGCCGUGGGCUUGGUUGAGCGAUUCUACCUGCCUGUCAGUGGUACGGUGACUCUUGAUGGACAUGAUCUUCAAGGUCUCAAUCUGAGAUGGCUUCGCCAGCAGAUCUCCCUCGUCAGCCAAGAGCCGGUUCUCUUUGGAGCUAGCAUUGGUGAGAAUAUUCGGCACGGAUUAGUCGGCACUGACUAUGAGUUUGAGCCUGAAUGGAAGAUUCAAGAUCGGAUCGAAGAUGCGGCCCGAAUGGCCAAUGCGCACGACUUCAUUGUUAAUCUCCCAGAGGGAUAUGACACCAACGUUGGACAGAGCGGGUUUCUACUCUCUGGUGGACAGAAGCAGCGUAUUGCAAUUGCUCGUGCUGUCGUUUCAGACCCUAAGAUCCUACUGCUUGACGAGGCUACUUCUGCUCUCGACACCAAGUCUGAAGGUGUGGUGCAAGCCGCUCUUGACAAGGUCGCUGAAGGACGGACCACUAUUGUCAUUGCCCACAGGCUGUCAACAAUUAAAAACGCGGACAACAUCGUGGUCUUUGCCAAGGGUGCAAUUCAAGAACAAGGCACUCACUCCGAGUUGCUUAUCAAGAAGGGCCACUAUCACCGCUUAGUUGAGGCACAGUACAUUGUUGAAACCAAGAAAGAUAGCGAAGACAGCUGUCCCGAUGUGCCAGUACGCCAGUCUACCACCUCCAAGCGUAUCAAAUCCAUGUGGCGUGGGUCUAUGGCGAGGCCGGAAUCUCUCUUCCGACGUGGCUCUGUCGCUCAUUCGAUGUUCCGCCGCACGUCUAUGGCCCAGCAUCAUGGGGGAUCUUCGAUGCGUCCCCAUUCGAUGUUCAACCCUGCAAUGCGUGGCUCAUGGAACCGUGGAGCGAUGAUGCAUCCGUCCGUAUUUACCCCAACCAACAACUCGCGAGCUACCAUGCUGCUCCGUCCUGAAGAUCACGCAGCCCUUGGCAUGUUCUCACAGGAUAUUUCAAACACCAUGGAUGCCAUCCAACAAGUCAACCCUACCGAGUAUUUGCGUCGUAGUUUCUUCGGAAUCGAACCUGUGGACGAGGACCGCGGAUCCAUAUCGAGCUUUAUUCUUGCAGAAGAAGAGCCGGAGAAGCCCGAACACUACUCAAUCUUUUCACUCAUCAAAUUCAUUCUCGGAUUCAACAGCAAACAAAAGAACAUCCUAGCUGUUGGCUUCAUCUUCUCAAUACUCGCUGGCUGUGGUCAGCCCACCCAGGCUUACCUAUACUCCCAAGCAAUUGCUGCCAUGUCUCUUCCCGUCAGUCAAUACACGAAGCUUCGCUCCGAAGUUGACUACUGGUCAGCAAUCUUUCUUGUCACUGGUAUUUUGCAAUUCUUCACCUCUGCAACCAUGGGAAUUGCAUUUGCAUACUGCUCCGAGCGACUUAUUCGUAACGCUCGGAGUCGGGCUUUCCGCGCCAUCCUCCGACAAGAUAUCAAUUUCUUCGAUCGUGAAGAGAAUAGCGUCGGUGCCUUGACUUCCUUUCUAUCAACUCAAACCAAGGCACUGGCUGGUAUCAGUGGACAAACAUUAGGAACUAUCAUGUCGUGCACUACUACGCUCGUCACAUCCCUCACAAUUGCCUUGGCCUUUGGGUGGAAGUUGGCUCUCGUUGUAAUGUGUGGCGUUCCCAUCCUUCUAGGAUGCGGCUUUUACCGUUACGAAAUGCUCGCUAAAUUCCAGAGCCGCUCAAAAGAAGCAUACGCUCGGUCUGCUGCUUAUGCUUGUGAAGCUGCAUCCGCUAUUCGAACGGUAGCGGCUCUUACCCGUGAGGCUGAUGUGGCCGAGACAUUUCAUCAACAGCUAGAGGCGCAGACUCGUAAGAGUCUGAUUGCGGUUGCUAAGUCCUCGACUAUGUAUGCCGCCUCCAUGGCUAUGGUGUUUUUCUGCGUUGCGCUUGGGUUCUGGUGGGGUGGUACACUUGUUGCGAGAGGCGAGCUCAACACACUUCGGUUUUUUAUCUGUUUUACCGAAGUCCUCUUUGGUGCCCAGUCUGCUGGCACUAUGUUCUCAUUCUCAGGCGAUAUGGGCAAGGCUAAGAACGCUGCUAUACAGACCCGUACCCUGCUGGAGCGUGAACCCCCUAUUGACACCUGGUCUGAGAGAGGUGAGCGUGUUUGGAAGAUGGAAGGCGAGGUCGAGUUCCGUGAUGUUCACUUCCGCUACCCUACUCGCCCUCAACAGCCUGUCCUACGUGGUCUGGAUCUGACUGUCAAGCCUGGUCAGUAUGUUGCUCUCGUGGGACCCAGUGGAUGUGGGAAAAGUACAACGAUUUCCCUCCUGGAACGCUUUUACGAUUGCUUAGAUGGUGGAGUGUACGUCGAUGGCCGGAACAUCGUCGACUUGAAUGUUAACUCCUAUCGUGAGCAUAUCGCGUUGGUCAGCCAGGAGCCCACUCUAUACCAGGGUAGCAUCAUGGACAAUCUUUUACUUGGGGUUGAAGGGCGUCAAAUCACGGAGGAGGAUGUUGACAAGGCUUGUCGGGAUGCGAACAUUUACGAUUUCAUUGUUUCUCUACCGUAUGUUUACCUUGAAACUUUCCCUCUGCCGAAAGCACUAACUCAUAUCCUAUAG
This is a messenger RNA of Penicillium malachiteum, 4020 nucleotides long. It is a transcript of the gene mdr1, whose product is annotated as ABC multidrug transporter Mdr1. The transcript has a single exon. The coding region runs from base 1 to 4020 and encodes 1339 amino acids. Gene Ontology annotation, molecular function: ATP binding; ABC-type transporter activity; ATP hydrolysis activity. Gene Ontology annotation, cellular component: membrane. Lineage: Eukaryota; Fungi; Ascomycota; Eurotiomycetes; Eurotiales; Aspergillaceae. Gene Ontology annotation, biological process: transmembrane transport. The record is from RefSeq and is a predicted model, not a curated record.